Rotaria sordida is the source of this 1344-nucleotide messenger RNA. The record is from the annotation of a GenBank genome assembly. Lineage: Eukaryota; Metazoa; Rotifera; Eurotatoria; Philodinida; Philodinidae.
AUGCAACGAUCCAAGUCGAUUGAAAGCAUCACAUCAGCAACAUCAUCAUGUCGAGGUGGAGAAAAAAAAACUUCACCAACACAUAUGUUAAUUCAAAAUGAAAUCGAUAACAAAAUUUUGUUGUUGCCAGUAGCACAUUUGGUUAAUAGUUCAGUAACACGUAUUAAAAUUAAUGCUACAGCAACAUUCAAAAAAGAUAUUGAUGAUCGAAAGCAACAUCGAGGAAAGAUUAUUCAGUUGGGAACCAAGGAAAUAUGUAUGGAGCAGCUUCAAGUUUUUGAAAUGACAGCUGAUGCUAAGGAAGAAAGUACAACUGAUGAUGAAAUUAAUCAAAUAAAUAAAAAUGAAGAAUAUGACAAAAAAAAAUGUCCUAAAAAACAACAAACAGCAUCGCGUGGCGAAUACGAAUACAGCAGCACAAGUUCCAAUUCAAGUAUUUCGGUUAGUUCCAAGAAUCAAACAACAAAUAUUAUGAAAAAGAAGCAUGAUAUGAAAUCAAAACUUGUUCAAAUCGAUGAAGGAGUUAAUGAAUCAAAUGGUAAUGAAGAUCAAGUAUGUCGUAUUGCAACAAAUAAUUCAUCAAAUGAUAAAAUACCAUCAACAAAAUCUAUACAUAAUUCAUCAACAAUCAAAUCUAAAAAUAAUACAAAAGCUUCUUCAAUGAAUGUAUUUCAAACUGAACACCGAAAUGAAUCAUCACAACCUUCCAAUAGUCAAAUAAUUAUUAAUGCUCAACCUCGAAGCGUCAACAAUUGUCAAAAUGAUGCUACAGUACUCGAUUUUUCAAGCUCAGGUAAAUUUUUAGCCAUACCUGAUGCUGCAGGACGUCAAUGGUUUAUCAAUAUGGGAAAAUUUUUUGCUAAUAAAGCACCUGAUUCAGAUAUUUCGAAAUAUGCAACUGCUUUGGACAUAAAUGAUCCACGAGAUCUAAUUGAUUGCAUAGAAGAUACAACAUCAAAUACAGCUCGACAAGUAAUUCGACUUUUAUAUUCACCGAAUCAAUUGUUAACUAUGACAGGAACAGAAGUACCGAAAAAUACACGAUUGGCAAUUCGAGAAUUUGCUGAAUCACAAAAAGGUCCAAUAUCAAAGCGCCAAUUUAAUGAAGCUAUUAAUGGUGUAUUUCGAGCAACAAAAUGUGAAAUCAAAAAAAAAAAGAAGAAAGAAAAUAGCUUAAUGGUAUCAGAAAGUAACAGCAACCUUGGCAAGCACAUCAAUUGUCAGAAUAAAAGCUAUAAAACUUCAAAACAAAUGAUGAAUAAGCAUCAACGUUCAACAUCAACUGAUUUAAAUUCCAAUAAAGAAAAUCAUAAUGGUGAAGAAGAUCCAACAGACAGUCAAUGA